CGCGUCGAGAGCCACAGCUCCGCCAUAUUGCAGGAAAUCCGUCUGAGGUUUAGAGAUUAGUGUUUAAUCUGAGGAGCUGGGAACGAGAGUGUGAUUGGAAGUUACUGCUAGCCAUAUGGUUAGCUCGAGUGGGCGGGUAGAUCGCGCAAUCGCUGUUCCCACACGACAGGACAUAUGUUUAUUAAGACAAAUCGGCGCGGUUCGGCACGUUAUUAUUAUGCCGAACUCUCUUAUGAGAGUCUAGCUAAACUGGCGAGUUGACGUUGUGACUCUGAAAAGUGGAAAAUCGGAUUAACGUUCAAGAUUGCGCACCCAACCCUAAUCAUCUCGUGUCGCUGGCUCCCGUUGCUACGAGCCCAAGAUAUCUGAUAGAGAAAAGCUGAUAGCUAGCUAGAUAGAUAGGUCGAUGUCGGCAGGAAGACACCGAGACCGGACUCGAUUCUACUAACGUUAGUUUAUCAGCGACGAUCGGUGGUUGUGUUUCUGUCAGCGAGGGCAAGCGUUCGAGUCCGUGUGUCUGCUGGCGAUGUUAUUAUGCUGCCCUGUGACCCGUGUACCCAACUAUUGCUCAGUGUUGUCUAAAUUAGCUGUGUUAGAGCGUUAAACCUGCCCGCUGGUCUGAAUUUCAACAGUUCUCGGACCCUUUGGAGUCACUGGCCGAUUGGCGAUCUCUCCUUCCUCGGACUGGCACCAGCAAACACGGAGGAUAUCUUUGCUCAUUUGCUGGCUAAUAAACCCUGACCGAACUGUGAGAAGAUGUCGACUAAAGAGCCGAAAGAAAAGCUGUCGACCACCGAACGAAUCAUUAAAACAGUGCCACUGCCUCCUCACCAGCGGCUGACAGCGAAGGACCUGUUUGUGGAUGGUAAGCCAAAUACCGAGAUACUAAAGAACCAUUUGGUCAAAGAGGGACGUGUGGAGGAGGACACUGCGCUGCGCAUCAUAAACGAGGGUGCCAACAUCCUAAGGCAGGAGAAGUGCAUGCUAGAGGUGGAGGCACCAAUCACUGUAUGUGGUGAUGUUCACGGACAGUUCUUCGACCUCAUGAAGCUCUUUGAAGUUGGUGGUUCCCCCGACAACACGCGCUAUCUCUUCCUUGGUGAUUAUGUAGACAGAGGAUACUUCAGUAUUGAGUGUGUGCUGUUCCUGUGGACAUUGAAGAUCAACCACCCCAACACCCUCUUCCUCCUCAGAGGCAACCAUGAGUGUCGGCACCUCACAGAAUACUUCACCUUCAAACAGGAAUGUAAAAUAAAGUAUUCGGAGAGGGUUUAUGAUGCAUGUAUGGAGGCCUUCGACUGCUUGCCUCUUGCAGCUCUUCUAAACCAGCAGUUCCUCUGCGUACACGGUGGCCUCUCACCGGAAAUCAACUGCUUAGAUGACAUUAGGAAAUUAGACAGGUUUAAGGAGCCCCCGGCAUUUGGGCCUAUGUGUGAUUUGAUCUGGGCCGACCCGGGAGAGGACUACGGCAGUGAGAAGACGGCAGAGCACUUUAACCACAACUCAGUCAGAGGCUGCUCCUAUUUCUUCAGUUAUGCAGCAGUUUGUGACUUUCUGACAAACAACAACCUGUUGUCAGUAAUCAGAGCACAUGAAGCGCAAGACGCAGGGUACAGGAUGUACAGAAAAAGUCAGACAACGGGCUUCCCCUCAUUAAUUACCAUUUUCUCAGCACCAAAUUACCUAGAUGUCUAUAACAACAAAGCGGCUGUAUUGAAAUAUGAAAACAAUGUCAUGAACAUUAGACAGUUCAACUGCUCUCCUCACCCGUACUGGUUACCCAACUUCAUGGAUGUGUUUACAUGGUCGCUGCCCUUUGUGGGCGAGAAAGUGACUGAGAUGUUGGUGAAUGUCCUAAACAUCUGCUCUGAUGAUGAACUCAUGUCAGAGGGAGACGACUUGUGUGAAGAAGGUGGAGUUCCAGCUGUCCGUAAGGAGGUGAUCAGAAAUAAGAUCCGUGCCAUUGGGAAAAUGGCCAGAGUCUUUUCCGUUCUCAGGGAAGAGAGCGAGAGUGUACUGACCCUCAAAGGGCUCACCCCAACCGGAACGCUACCUCUAGGAGUGUUGUCUGGAGGCAAGCAGACCUUACAGAAUGCCGCCAUAGAAGCAAAGGAGGGUCGAGCCAUCCAAGGCUUCUCUCCUACACGGAAAAUCCGCAACUUCGAAGAAGCUCGUGGCCUGGACCGAAUAAACGAACGGAUGCCUCCUCGCAAGGACGGCCAGCAACCUGACGGUACCACAGUUAACGCUGCCAACGAGAAAAACGGCACUGACGGGAAUGUGUAAGGGGAGAUUUUGCACUUUUCCUCUCCUCCAUAGCAUUGUCUCUUUCUCUGCCACGUUCUCCACAAGACAGACCCCUCAACUGCUGGAUCCUGCAGAGGAGGGCCUGGGAUGUGGAGAGGAAUCAUUCCACAGACAGAGAGAGAAAUCACUUACAAACAUGAGAUUUUAUUUAUUAAAUGAAUUGUAUUAGAUGUACUUGAUAGCAACAUUUUAAAGAUGAGUGAACGUUUGAAAGUGUGCAAAAAACAGGUAUACAGUCACAAUGUGUCAACCUUUAAACUACAGUUUUGUAACUCAAGAGCAGAGAUGUGGGUUUAAGAUGCUGCACAGAUCAGAAGAUCUAGUUAAUCCCGGUUUUAUAAUAUUAUAUGUCGCAAGGGAUGGUUUGACUGAAUAUACUGAUGUAUGUUAUCAAUAAGUAUGUCUGUAAAAGGAUUUAAGACAAAAAAAAAAAACCUAAGGGAAAUAAAUUAAACUGUAGGUUCAUUGAAAAAUAUUUUAUAUCUUAAUAUUAUUCAGUUUCAAGCAAGAUGAAAAUAUUAGCUGCUUUGGGUUCCAUGUGUCUAUUUCUACUUGGAAAAACUAGCAUUUUUCGUCCAAAUACAGUCAGAUGACACACCACAUGAAAGCAGCCAUAACAUUGAUUUAAAAAGAAGUUGUUUGAUUCUAAAACAAAACAUGUCUUAUGAAAGCAUCAUGUAAUCUUACUUCUGCAUCUGUACUUGAAGCUAUUUCAGUCUCUUUAGAAAUAUCUUUUGACAGUCUUUCAGUCUUUCCCUUGUUUCUUUAAAAAAGAUGAUAGAUGAGAUUUGGCAUGCAACCAACCAGUUUUAUUUGUUAAUAUAUACAGUGAAAUCCGUUAGUAUGCCUAUAAGCUCAUGUACACUUGUAACAGCCAAUGUGGGACGUGUGAAGUUGCUUUGAUCGACUCAAACGCCAAAGUCUUUUUCUUUUCUUUUUUUUUUUGUGCUGUGAUGAGUUCACUGCCAGAGCUCUAACCAACCCUAAUUUAGGGUAUGAUGGGGAGGUAAUGAGGAAUAUUGCACUAAACGCAAGUCAUUGUAAAUAGAGAACACCUACACGUAAUAUUGAAUAUUCUCUCUUUAAAGAAUGUCCUCCAGGCCAUCACUUAAUACAAAGUAUUCAGCUUUUGCUCGUACAGACUAUUGAUUUCAUCCAGUUCGUGCUUGAGACAUUAGCAAAGCAUGCUGAGCUUGAUUAAACGUGUCACAAACUGACUUGGUGGUUUGAGCUGUAACACUAUGUGAGGUAUUGUGGUAAGGUUUUUUUAUUACAUGGCUGCUUGUUUUAACAGGUUUAGGGAAUGUUGUGGUAUGUCUCCACCUACUGUUGAGAUACAGAACUUCAAGAGACUAUAGAGGAAGGGCAUUAAGCCUUUUAAUGCAUGUUUUUAUUCAUUUUAACAGGAGCAGCAAGUUCAUCUGGUUUUAAAGCAAGUUUAAUCAUGAGUUUGCGAUGGUGUUGAAUGUCUGAUGCUAUGCACAUGAGCAACCCACCCCGUUUUCUGGAAGCAUUUGAAAUGUACAUUUUAGACAAGUUUGUUUUGUAAAAUGUUUUUUUUUUUUUUCACUUAUUUUUUAUUUAAAUACAGGAUCUGUUCUUCACAUGAGACUGAAUUUUUUUUUUCUUUCUAAAAUCUAAUGAUAUGACCGAUAUGUUGUGCUCAUCUUUAGGUGUAUGAAUUCAGCUUUUAUGACAAAUAAAUGUGAUUCCAGUGCAACCUUCCAACAUACAGCAUUUUCUGAAGUGUGUAUGUGUGUUUUGCUGGAUCUAAUCAGUGCAGUAUGUCUGUGAACUCUAAAGGGAACAUUUGCUACAUUUAUUUGCAUGUAUACCAAUGGAUUAAGCAGCUGAUCUGGGAUCAGUUCUACUGUUUUUCUUGAAUGGUUUAACAGGGUGUGAGCUGGUCUUGGUGUAUUGGCAAUGUGAACUUCUAAUGGAAGGAUGUGGAAGUUUGAAUUUAUUAAGUUUCUGUUUGCGUUCAAGAGUUGAAAUGUUGAGUAUUAGGCCUUCAUAGGCUCAGAGACUCAAUGAAGUCCCUGAAACACAUCUGUGGGAAUGUGUAAAAAUGUUGUUUAUGCACAAUUAUAGCAUCAUUAAAAAUACAAUAUGGAGAUUUAAUUGAACUACCAUUUUAUCAAGUACUUGUAACGCGAGGCCACCAUAAAUUUCUUGAUAUUAUGUAGAUGUAUCAGUUAAGACGACAAAUAAAAACUGAAAUACUAUGGUC
Messenger RNA from Onychostoma macrolepis, 4537 nucleotides. It is a transcript of the gene ppp3cca, whose product is annotated as protein phosphatase 3, catalytic subunit, gamma isozyme, a. The transcript is spliced from 14 exons. Lineage: Eukaryota; Metazoa; Chordata; Actinopteri; Cypriniformes; Cyprinidae. Gene Ontology annotation, molecular function: calmodulin binding; calmodulin-dependent protein phosphatase activity. The record is from RefSeq and is a predicted model, not a curated record. Gene Ontology annotation, biological process: calcineurin-mediated signaling. Gene Ontology annotation, cellular component: cytoplasm; calcineurin complex. The coding region runs from base 757 to 2286 and encodes 509 amino acids.